CCGCAUGAGUAUAUCGCUGAGUCUGUUAAAAAUUUAACUAUUUCCCGAUAAUUAUUAGUGAAAAAUGAAGGUGAAAGCGGCCGAAAAGAAAUCAAAACCUAAGGCCAACAAGCGAAAUGAGAAAACAGCCAAGAAGCGAAAACUGGAAGAAAUAGAUGCCUCUUCGGAGGAUGAAGGGAUAGAGCUGAAAGAUACCAGAACGUCGGAUGAACCAGUACCUAAAAAGACUAAAUGGAUCAACAAGCAGCGUGUGUUGGUAUUAUGCGCCCGUGGUAUCAAUCAUCGCGAUCGUCACCUGAUGAAGGAUUUGAAGUCGUUGAUGCCUCACCAUCGUUCAGAACCGAAGAUGGAACGCUGGAAGACGCUUUCGGUGGUGAACGAGAUGAGCGAAAUGAAACAUUGCAAUAAGGUGGUACUUUUCGAGGGACGUCGAAAACGGGAUUUAUAUAUGUGGCUGGCAAAUGUUAAAGAGGGACCGUCGGUGAAAUUUUUAAUUGAAAACGUUAACACCAUGGGAGAAAUGAAGCUAACGGGAAACUGUUUACGCGGAUCUCGUCCGAUACUUUCUUUCGAUCAGGAAUUCACUAAGCAGCCACACUUGGCUGUAAUUAAGGAAUUGCUGACGCAAAUAUUUGGCGUUCCGAACCACCAUCCGAAGAGUCAACCGUUUAUUGACCGAGUGAUUAGCUUCACAUGUUUGGAUAACCGCAUCUGGUAUCGUCAUUUUCAGGUCCUAUCCGAGGAUGGUGGACUAGCGGAAAUCGGUCCUCGAUUUGUGCUAAAUCCGAUUCGUAUUUUUGAAGGUUCCUUCUGCGGUAAUCCGAUCUGGGAGAAUCCGACCUAUCAGAGCCCAGCGAAACACCGGCAGUUGCUGCGAAAGGCUGCUAAAGACAAGUAUUUGAACAAGCAAAAGCAAAAGAUUGAUAAUGUGGUAAAUGCGCCUAAACAUACCCAUGAUUUCGAUCCUCAUGCUGAUGUUUUCCAAGGAGAUGUUCAUAAGAAGGCACAAGAAUUGGUUUCGAAGGACAAUCAAAUUAAAGCAAAGGAAGCCAAACGAAAGGCGAUUGAAGAGCAGCAUGCUCGUAUGAGCAAGAAGGAAGAAAUGAAAAAGCUGAAGAAGCUGGCCCAGACAAAAAAGGUAAAUAAGGUACAGAAUAAAAAGAGCAAACCAAGCAAGGUAAAUUCGAAAAAAGCAAAAAGCAAUAGUAAGAGCAAAUCUAGCGCUCAGGAAUGUGAAUAAGAGCCGGUUUCAGAACACUUCUAAUUUGCUUUCA
Messenger RNA from Sabethes cyaneus, 1274 nucleotides. Its product is annotated as ribosome biogenesis protein BRX1 homolog. Gene Ontology annotation, biological process: rRNA processing; ribosomal large subunit assembly. The transcript is spliced from 2 exons. The record is from RefSeq and is a predicted model, not a curated record. The coding region runs from base 65 to 1240 and encodes 391 amino acids. Gene Ontology annotation, cellular component: nucleolus. Gene Ontology annotation, molecular function: rRNA binding. Lineage: Eukaryota; Metazoa; Arthropoda; Insecta; Diptera; Culicidae.